Molecule: messenger RNA, 1741 nt
Organism: Glycine soja
Lineage: Eukaryota; Viridiplantae; Streptophyta; Magnoliopsida; Fabales; Fabaceae
Exons: 7
Coding region: 54-1535 (493 amino acids)
Molecular function (GO): DNA-binding transcription factor activity
Source: RefSeq, a predicted model, not a curated record
UAACACAUUUGCUUUGUAGGGUGUGUAUGUGUGUUACAAGGAAGAAAUAAUCGAUGGGUGAAGAAGAUGAAACCCCAAAAUAUAAUAGAAUUGGUGGUGGUGGUAGAAGACCUAUUGGAAGACCAUGCAAAAUUCCAUACCCAAAAUUGGUGCCACAAAGAGGACUUGGAGUGGCACAGCUUGAAAAGUUUAGACUUGAACAAGAACAAAAGGAGAAGGCAGCUAUAAUAGCCACAAGUGCAUCAUCAUCCAAUUCCGAUAUCCCUUAUGAUAAGCAUCUUCAAUUUCUAAAAUUUCAUAACUCCAAUCAACCUUCUCCAAAUUCAUUUCCUUUAAGCACUGCUUCAAUUGCAAACAAUGGUGGAUCUGAUGCUGGCAGGCAUGAGGCUCUAGUUUUGGGGCAUGUAAGUGGGCCCCAGUUACGGGCUCCCCAUGAUUUUAAAUUUGUGAAGAAGAAAAUUGGGAUGAAUACCGGAAUGACUUUUGCAUCAACAUUGCCUUGUGCGUCCAACACUAUCAUGCCCUUCCCGAAUUGUGUGCAGAAAACACAACAGCAUCAACAACAACAUCCUUCUUCAUCAAUGGUGAGUGUCUCCUCAAGGACUUCAUCAACAAUUGUGCCUCAUUCCUCGUUAGAGCCCUAUUCAACCGAAACCUAUGUUUCUAAGAGACUAGAGAAGAUGAUAGGGAUUAAAAGACCAAACCCAUUCUCCCUGAAGAUAACACCUGUGUCCUCUUCCAAUUUUAAACCUUUUGAGUCCAACCCUAUUAGGCCCUCCCCUAAUUGGAUGCACAGAACACAACAACAUCCUUCUUCAUCAAUGCUAGGUGUCAACCCAAGGACUUCAUCAACAAUUGUACCCCAAUCCUUAUUAGAGCCACCUUCAAACCAAAACUAUAUUGGAAGCUAUGUUUCUAAGAGGAAGGAGGAGAAGAUGAUAUGGACUAAACAACCAAAGCCCUUCUCCAUGGAUAUUCCACCUGUGUCCUCUUCCAAUUCUAAACCUCUCACUUUCCCUAAUCCACCUAUGUCCUCUUCCAAUUUUAAACCUCUCACUUUCCCUAAUCCACCUAUGUCCUCUUCCAAUUUUAAACCUCUCACUUUCCUUGCUCCUAUGAAAGCAAGUGAAUCCAAUUCAUGCAUCAGUGGAAGAAGAUUCAACUUGGAUUUUGGAAAUUCAACUAUAAGGGAAAUUCCUUCUGUUUCAGCAACCAACUCAGAGCUGAUCUCAAAGAAAAACAAAAAAGGGAAAAAGAAUAUUGGUGGAGAUUUUCUCACAGUGGCUCCUCCUACUGAAUGCUCAUGUUCCAAGUUAAAGUCUCCUUCAGGUUUCGUACCAUUUCGCCACCAGGGAAAAAUGAAAUACCAAGUCCCUCCCCCAUCAAGGUACAAUCAAACAAAUCGACAACAACAUUGGUACAAUGUCAUCCCUUCAUCGGCAAAGGUGGCACAAAUUGGACAACAAUCUGAUAGGUUUCAGAACUGUAAUGUGGUGGGAGAAAGUGUUGAUCUUGAUCUUAGUUUGAAGCUGUGAACAUCUUCUUCCCAUUUCUUGUGGUGUCACUUAUAGGCCAGUGAGAAUUGUAAUCUUGUAUGGUUAUGUUUUAUUUAAUUUCUUUAUUUAAUGACUGUGUUUAUAUUAGCCCUAAUUUUGGUGGCUUGCUGCCUCUGGAGCUUUGGUUAUUUUCUGUUUCUUGGUUUAUAUUUCCUGUGGUUAAUGCUUGAUGGGAUGAAUGAGUA